This is a messenger RNA of Epithele typhae, 1614 nucleotides long. RefSeq lists its product as uncharacterized. Bases 1 to 1614 code for a protein of 537 amino acids. Lineage: Eukaryota; Fungi; Basidiomycota; Agaricomycetes; Polyporales; Epitheliaceae. The transcript has a single exon. Gene Ontology annotation, molecular function: protein binding. The record is from RefSeq and is a predicted model, not a curated record.
AUGUCGGGCACACCAUCUUCAAGUCGGACCUACGCUCAGGCGCCAUUCAAUAAUCCCGCGGGCCGGGACAUCAUCCUGCAGUCAAGCGAUGGAACCCUUUUCCUCGUACGAAGCGCGAUCCUCGCCGAGGCCUCUCCCAUAUUUGCAGACAUGCUAGGGAUACCGCAGCCAAACGCCAACGAAUCCGAGGCCUCUGACUCGAUAGACGGGAAACCGGUCGUCCUGCUAACCGAGGACAGUCAGACGCUAGACCCCUUGCUCCGCCUAUGCUACCCAACGCGCGAUCCAGAACUCACAGAGCUCUCCGACAUACGCUGUGUACUCGGCGCAGCAAUCAAAUACGAGAUGGACGAAGCAGCCGAGCUCAUGAAGGACCUCCUCCGCUCCUUCAUCGCCACUGAGCCUCUCCGCACUUGGGCGACCGCUUGCCUCCUUCGACUCGAAGACGAAGCCAAGGCCGCCGCGACAUCAUUGUUGGGAAGGGAGAUUCCAGCGGAGGCCCCCGCAGAGUUCAAUGACGUCUCAGCCGGAGACUACUACCGCCUCGAGACCUUCCACCGCGCGAGAGGGAACGUUCCCGGCACGUUCACCUUCUGCGAACCCAACCCCACGGACGUCGAGCAAGGCACCGACAAACGCAAGGCGCGCCGGCUCUCUAAGGAGGACGGCGAGCUUGCGUUCCAGGCGCGCCCGUACGCCGACAUCAUCUGCCGCUCCACGGACGGAUACGAGUUCCCCGCGCACCGCAUCAUCCUCACCAUGGCCUCCCACGUCCUCGCCGACUUCGUUGCCGCCGCGUCCGCCGCCGCCACCGCCGCCGCACCAGACCCAAAAACCGGGUUCCUCCCCACCCCGGUGCUAGAAAUGGACGCGGAAGGGAGCGCGCUCGGGCCGCUGCUCGAGCUCUGCUACGCGCGCGCACGCACCUCCGUCCCGCACCUCUCCCAGCUCACGCUCGGGCGCACGCUCGCGAUGGCCGCCGCCGCGCGCCGCUACGCGCUCGCCGGCGCGCUCGACCUGCUCCGCUUCCAGGCCUUCUGGCACGCGCAGGACGCGCGCCCGCUCGCGGCGUACCUCGGCGCCGCCCGCGCCGGCUUCGCGGACUGGGCCGCGGACGUGCUCUCGCGCCUCCGCGGGGACCUGUACGCGUACGGGUACGUGCCCGAGAUGGAGGACACCCCCGCCGCGGUCUACCACCGGCUCAUGGUCAACCGGCGCCGGGGCGCCGUCGCCGCGGAGCAGAUCACGGGCACGCCCGUCGCGGUCGCGCGCGUGGUGUCGAGCGCGUCGGGCGCGUCGAGUCGGCCGGCGUCGGUCAUGGGGAUUCCGCGGCCCGCGGCGGGGCCGCAGUACUACGAGGUCGGGGACUCGUGGCUGAUCGCGAUGUCGCGCCAGCUCGCGGAGAGGCUGGCGCAGUUCUCGAGCGGGCCCGACGGAGGGACUAUUUACAGCCUCGAUCCGAAGCUGAAGAGCAUCCUGGCGCAGUCGCUGGAGAGGAAUAUUUGGUGCCCAAAGUGCGACCCCAAUGCGCGAAUCAUGCUUGGGAUGCGCGAGAUGUUCGACAAGUUCGUCGCGGUGAUGUACCACCACAACGUAAGUGCUCGAUCGAGAUGA